Pseudo-nitzschia multistriata is the source of this 2288-nucleotide messenger RNA. NCBI's taxonomy places the organism in Eukaryota, Bacillariophyta, Bacillariophyceae, Bacillariales, Bacillariaceae. The record is from the annotation of a GenBank genome assembly.
CGUCCAUACCGCGAUAGGGAAACUGUGAAAGCCUUUCUGGAAAUCUGGGAAACAACAAAUGACAUGUGACGACUUGAAGGACGACUGUCGACAACAAUUCUUUCAUACUUUUACGAAAACUGAUCACAACAAAUAACAACAAACAGCAGGUGUGGCAAAUCACCCAGUCGAACACCAAAGCAAUUUGCCUCGUCUCGGCCGMGAUGCUUGCGUUUCUUUCACCAUCAACCCAACAAAUCAACAAUGACAUCGUUGCAAUACAGAAUGAAUUCCCAGAGACCUCUACCAAUUCCGACAAUCGCGGGCAUGCCUGAGGCGGGGRUCCCAUCAAUAGAUGAAUCGGGGAMGCCGCUGACAGAAGAGGAGACAAGCUCGUGCGGUCCAGAAGACGACUCGUACGCGUUCCAGAUAUAUCUAUCCGCCAAAGAUGGACUCCGGAGAUUGAUUCGAAAGAAAAGCGAUGGCGACAACAGCAGCGACAGAAGCAGCAGAACUGUCGACGCGCUCGGAAGGAUAGUUACAAGGAGCUCCUCCAGCGAAGGCAACGCAUUGUUCGGGUACCGCGACUACGACGACGACGUUGCCUGCUCGGUAUCUCCGUUCCAGUGCAGACCACUAGGCCACGCUGGAAACACGGGAAACGYAGAGAGUGCACUCGCCCUGCUCGCCCUCCAAUGUAUAGCUAUCGUCACCGCUACUUCUGCCAUAUCCGUAGGAGGUGAAAUCGGGUACAGGAUGCUUCCCAAUGGAGACAACGAUCAACCGAAGACAUGCAAAGUAGCCAGCAAUGGCAGCAAUCAUAUUGGCACCGGGCAAAAGCAGUGGCGGAAUCAUUUCGUCAGGAAAAAAWUUGGGGUUACGUUCCUUGCGACAGCACUGGUUUCCUCCGCUGCUCUUGGAGCGUAUUUCGGGAUACAGGACCCGGGAGAGGAAGAGCGGCUCUCCUUGUUGCUUUCUGCAAACAACGACAAUAGAACUGCCCCCUUUCGCGGGAACCUCACGGGAACACCCUUUGCGGGUGGGGGAAGCGCCCACACUCCGCAUACUGCAACAGGUGGCUUUGGAAACAKCGAGAACCUCGGGAGCGGCGAAGAAGAAACGAAGAAUGCCCGGCUCCAAUUUCUGGUAGUCAAACUCUCCCCCAUUGUGUCCGAGAUUUCCGAGCUGGGGGGCUACGACCUUCUUGAUUACAUCUCCAGCCGGCGGAACGACGACACCAUCGUGUUCAAGGGAUCGCCGCAGCACAGCGCGCUGGCGUGGCUAUCCCGCGCGGUGCGCUGCCGCCGCAGAGAAACAGCGACAGCCACAACGACAACUACAAACACACCCUUCCGCGGAGGAGAAGGUCGGCUUCGUCCCCCCGACUAUUACCAACUACGGUACGAAUGCGAGACAGCGCUUUCGCGAUCCCAAAUUGUCAAUCGAUACGUCCUAGCCACGAUGUAUUUCGCCUGGAACGGAAAGUUGUGGACGGACUCGGAGGGUUGGAUGUCCUAUGAUUCCUUCCGAGAGGACUCUGUUCAGCCCACAACUAGGUCGAGCAAUUCCUCCUCCCAAACCACCAUACUUCCACCAAACAUGGCUUCCCACUUCCAUCACCCGAAUGACAUUUGCAGUUGGAAGGGAAUUACCUGCCGUCUCGAACAAACAAUAGGCGGUGUCGCUCCCAUUGCGCUCGAUGGUCAAGGCUCGAGCGAUAAUAAAGGGAGCGAGACGGAACGAGAAACAGGUGCAGAAAGAAGCGACGAGAACAUCGUCGAGCUCUCGCUGCCGGGAAACAACCUAAUCGGCUUGCUGCCGCGUGCCAAAGAGAUCCGGUUGCUCUCAGAGCUGGAGGUCCUAGACCUGUCCGGGAACCACCUCGGGGGAACGAUUCCAGAGGAAAUCGGGCGACUGGCCCGGCUGAGGGAGCUCCUUUUGCAGGGCAACAGACUGUCGGGUGUCCUGCCUUCUGCCGUCGCGGGGACUCGGCUGGACGUGGCUCGGCUCGAAGAUAAUCUGCUGGCUUCCGGCCUGGACCGCCUCCUCCUUUCGCCACCCUGCGAAGAGGCGCCAAGGGAGUUUUCCGCUGAUUGCGCGGGGCGAAAACCAAGGGUAGCCUGCCCCUGCUGCACGCUGUGCUGCGGUGCCGCUCCUAGUUUGGAGAACGCCAAGGAAACGGAAACCAUUGUUUGCUCGGAAUAUCAAUACAACAAUCCAUCGACAUCCCUCACAAGCGAAGACGAAUUGAGAAUGACGCAAGAUAAUAUUUAGCAAUAAUGUAAUUUCAAUAGAUCAAUUAGUAAGGU